Messenger RNA from Triticum aestivum (bread wheat), 466 nucleotides. RefSeq lists its product as uncharacterized. The transcript has 3 exons. The coding region runs from base 30 to 407 and encodes 125 amino acids. Lineage: Eukaryota; Viridiplantae; Streptophyta; Magnoliopsida; Poales; Poaceae. The record is from RefSeq and is a predicted model, not a curated record.
GUUGGGCAGGCCGCGAAGCAUCGCAAGCCAUGGCGCUGCGAACCCUGGCGGCGAGGGUGCGGACUUCCGCCGCUGCGCUCUGCCUCCAGACGCCGGCCCUCGGCCUCUCCCCUCCACCCGCCGGCCGCCCCAACCUCCACUCCGCCGCCGCCACCCGCCGCCUGCCCCAUCCGGUCGGCGGCCGUCCCUGCCUCAUCUCCAGCAGGAAUCUGGGGGGUUCUCCAGCUGAAGACGCAGCUCGGAAGAUGGUGCUUGAGUAUGCUGCCAUACUUGAACGCCUGGAGAAGAGUCACGAAAGGUUCAAGGCGCACGUUGGAUUAAUGGAGAAGUUUGGCAAGGUUCUGAAGUGGUCGUUGGCUUGCAUUAUCCCUGUGCCUUUGGUUUACACCAUUGCGGAGUAUUAUUAGGAUGAAGAGGAACUGGCCCUUGUGAUUUGAACUGGGUUAUUUAAUAUGUAUGGUCUUUA